AUGAGCACGUGGAAAGAGGAGGAGGAGGAGGAGGAGGAGCGGGUGCUUCCCUGGCCGUCCUCUCCAAGGGCGCCGGCCAAGGGAGCCGCGCGCGACGCGGCGGGCCACUGGCCGCCCAGCACCGAGGCGGGUGCGGCCAGGAACGGCUGCUCGGCGUGCCGUGGAGACGGCUCCGGCGGCACGCAGUGCUCUGCACGCGCAGAGCGUGCCGCUGAGAUUCGCGGGACGGGCGGUUGGGGAAACCUCGAAGCUCGAGCAGCCCCUGUUCCUGACCGCAAUUGGUGCCGAUUGGCGCGGCGGGAGGCGCGCGACGGGGCAGGCCCAGGCGAAAGAGGGGGCAAAACUCGCCCGACCUUAACGCUGGGCUGGCGCCGCCGGCGACCCUGCUCGGGGAACGGGAGGCUAGACCGCCCGCAGCCGCCCGCAGCCGCCCGCCGCGAGCGGGGCCGGCGCGUCGCGGGGCCGCGGAGCCAGAGGUGCAGAGGGAGAGGGGCGCGCAAGCAUAUGCGUCCAGGGAGCAGAGCAAUAGGAGCGUGGCGCGGAUUGACAGGCACCCUCCGAGUUUGA
This is a messenger RNA of Prorocentrum cordatum, 567 nucleotides long. Lineage: Eukaryota; Dinophyceae; Prorocentrales; Prorocentraceae. The record is from the annotation of a GenBank genome assembly.